This is a messenger RNA of Aspergillus clavatus NRRL 1, 423 nucleotides long. RefSeq lists its product as uncharacterized. The coding region runs from base 1 to 423 and encodes 140 amino acids. The transcript has 3 exons. NCBI's taxonomy places the organism in Eukaryota, Fungi, Ascomycota, Eurotiomycetes, Eurotiales, Aspergillaceae. The record is from RefSeq and is a predicted model, not a curated record.
AUGGAUGACCUGAAAGUUGUUCGAGUUUGGUUCACUGAUCCCGAGUUAUCUCCAGAGUCUGCCGUCUGGCACCACAAUUUGAACGAUGUCGUCAAACUCAUAGUGCCUCUCCCGUGCCAGUGUGGAAACAAAAAGCUAGCAGAGCUUGCUGUGGACAAGGAUGACCCAAUGGUCCUCGCUCAGAAACCAAGAGACUUAACCCUCAAAAGAGUCGAGGCCUGCAAGCAGCUACGUGACGCCUACCGGGAUCGUCUAGUGAAAAUGGACUUCGAUGACCAAGACCACACCCGGCUUGAACGACAACUCGAUGCCCAGAGCCGCACCUGGCUUGAACAACAACUCCGAUCAAUAGGCGAGGUCCUAGAUAAUCUUCAAAACAGCGUCCAGGUAUGUCCCUUCUCCUGCCUGUGCGCAGAGUACUGA